This is a messenger RNA of Wasmannia auropunctata (little fire ant), 2623 nucleotides long. RefSeq names its product vacuolar protein sorting-associated protein 52 homolog (gene Vps52). The transcript has 9 exons. Gene Ontology annotation, cellular component: GARP complex. Gene Ontology annotation, biological process: endocytic recycling; lysosomal transport; Golgi to vacuole transport. The record is from RefSeq and is a predicted model, not a curated record. NCBI's taxonomy places the organism in Eukaryota, Metazoa, Arthropoda, Insecta, Hymenoptera, Formicidae. Gene Ontology annotation, molecular function: syntaxin binding. Bases 386 to 2389 code for a protein of 667 amino acids.
AGCCAAAGUGGUUGAUAAUGUCAUCGUUCUUCGUGACCCCCACUUGACAGUUACGAAAAUUAGGCCGGCUCGUCGGUUGUUGAAAUUUAAAUGCAAUAUCUUUUUUAUUUAACACAAAUUUUACUAACAAAUUUGUACAUAUAAUUAAAAAAAAAACGUUUUCGGAUCUUUAUCAGCUAUAUGCUCGUGCCAAAAGAUACCGGGACGAUCGUAUUAUUUGCUAGCAGAAACAGAAAGGAACGAGGAAUCUGACGAGAAACGGUUGAGAGAUCUGAGAGAAACGGUUGAGGCAACUCUCUGGAGGAAGCGACAUCGCCCGAAUUGUGUAAUUAAAUCGUGUAUUGAGGUUGCAUUUGGCGUCGCGAUUGCAUGGAAGGACUCGAGAAUGGCCGAGAUAGAUAUUUUUGACAACGAGGAGCAACUGCCGCAGGACCUCGGCGACGAUGUCGUUCAGGAGGUCCUCAAGACUGGCACCGACCUGCGCCAGUACUCCAGGCAGAUUGAGAAGGAGCUCAAGGAGGUCGAGAACAAGUCGAUUCAGGAUUACAUCAAGGAGAGCGAGAAUAUAGCCAGCCUGCACAAUCAGAUCGCCGCCUGCGACAAUAUCUUGGAGAAAAUGGAGUCGAUGCUGAUGAACUUCCAGUCGGUUCUGGGAAAUAUCAGCUCCGAGAUAGUUUCCUUGCAACGCAAGUCUGUUGCUAUGAGCCAACAGCUGUCCAAUAGACAAAUAAUACGAGGCCCACUUAGUCAAUUUAUUGAGGACAUGACAGUGUCUGAGGCUCUGAUUACUGGUAUUAUGGACUGUCCGGUGACUGAGAAGGAAUUUUUGAUCCAGCUGCAAACUCUUAACCAUAAAAUCAAUUUUGUGAAGGAACAAAGUUUUAAGGAGGCCAAGUCCUGUCUAGACGUGAAGGAUAUAUUAGAGAAGCUGAAGGUAAAGGCAAUGACGAAGAUCAGGACGUAUUUGCUGGAGCAAAUUUAUAAAUUUCGGAAGCCGAUGAGUAAUUAUCAAGUGCCGCAGAACAACAUGCUAAAGUACAAAUUCUUCUUUGAGUUUGUUUUGGCAAACGAGAGAAACGUGGCUGAGGAAAUCUGUGGAGAGUACAUUGACACUAUGAGCAAGAUAUAUUAUUCAUAUUUCAAGACCUACUCGUCGAAUUUGAUGAAAUUACAGUUUGAAGAGAGAGCGUCAAAGGAUGAUUUAAUGGGAGUCGAAGACACGGUAGGCCGAGGCUUGUUUCAUAAAACAACGUUAAAGCACAAGGGUACUGUCUUUUCCAUAGACACAAGGGAUCAGGUUUUGUCCUCUCAAUUGGAAGCGUCUAUAAUUAUCCCACACACUGCCCAUAUUGCCAAAACACGAUAUCACUACGAAGCUCUAUUCAGAAGUGAACAGUAUGCUGUGGCUGACAAUGGCUGCAGAGAAUAUCUGUUUUUGAUAGAAUUUUUCAAGGUCCAUAAUGCACAGGCGUUAGACAUUUUCAAUCAGAUCAUGGGAAAAACGUUAAACCUUAUGACAAAGAACCUGCAGUCAUAUGUUGAGGAUUGUUACGACACAAUUGCUCUAUUUCUCUGUCUAAAUUUGGUUACGCGUUAUCAGUUGCUAUGUCACAAAAGGGCGGUACCAGCAUUGGAUAAAUACUGGGAGACCUUAACAGCCACAAUUUGGCCUAGAUUUGAAUUUGUAUUUCAAUUAAACAUAAACAGCGUAAAGGAAUGCGACCCAUCGAAAUUCAACAAAGAGACUGGACCACAUUAUAUUACCAGAAGAUACGCGGAAUUUAGCGCCGCAAUUAUAAGUAUAGUCGAGGGAUUUCCCUGCGAGGGGACAACUCAGUUAUUGGCAGAAUUGCGAGAAACUGUACAGUGCUUCCUGUUAAGAAUGGCAUCUAUUUUCCCGAGCCGGACGCAGCAAUUAGUAUUUCUUAUCAAUAAUUAUGAUCUGAUACUCAGGGUAUUAAUGGAAAGGACGCGAGAGACUUCGAAGGAGGCGGAGAGCUUCCGGGAGCUGCUGAACGCGCGUUCUUCCGAAUUUAUCGAGGAAGUCUUGAGCCCGCACUUCGGCAGUAUAAUCCAGUUGGUGAAGGAAUCGGAGGCGCUGAGCGAGAAGGGCCAGGCCGACGAUUUGAAACGGCAGGAGGGCAAGAUGCUGACCCUAGUGCAAUCUUUCACGAACAAUUGGAAGCGUGCGUUAGAGGAGAUAAACCGAGAGGUGUUACGGUCGUUUCCCAACUUGGUGCUCGGCAGCACGCUCGUGCAAGGCGCAAUGACGCAGUUGGUGCAGUAUUACAAUCGCCUCCACAAGAUCCUGCCGACGAACGCGCGCACGCAACUUACGAACAUCCAUCACAUAAUGGUGGAGGUUAAGAAGUACAAAACGAAUUAUUAGACAACUUUCUGGAGGGAGACUGAUUAUCCAAAUAUCUAAACAGCGAUCGAUUAUUGGCUACUAUUAAAAAGAAUUAUCUUUUAAUAUUGUACAUAGCCGUCAACUGUUGCAGCGAUUUCAAAUUCUAGCGAUUACGAUAUUAUUUAUUAAAUAAAGGUGUAGAUUUUGUUUUAAUAUUAAGUAUAUCGUGUAGGAAUAUCGGGGAACAAUCUUGUAAAUAUAAUCGCAAAGAUA